Molecule: messenger RNA, 2663 nt
Organism: Monomorium pharaonis (pharaoh ant)
Lineage: Eukaryota; Metazoa; Arthropoda; Insecta; Hymenoptera; Formicidae
Product: astacin
Exons: 4
Coding region: 1605-2555 (316 amino acids)
Biological process (GO): proteolysis
Molecular function (GO): zinc ion binding; metalloendopeptidase activity
Source: RefSeq, a predicted model, not a curated record
GUGUUUAUUUAAAAAUAAGAGUGCUGUAUUUUGUAUAUUCUUCACGUUAAGAUAACAUUUCUAGUAAUUUUUAACUUGUAAUAGAGUAAAUAUUAGAUAUGUAUUGCGAUUAUUACCAAUGAUCACGAUACAUAUCUAAUACAUGUCUAAUAUUUACUCUAUUACAAGAUAAAAAUUACUAGACCAUUUUGUGCAUCAGCGUUUGACGCACAUGAUCAUGAAGUUGCUAUCGUUAAUUCCGUGCUGUUAUAAUUGUACGCCUCUUUUUCUCGCCUCGAGUGUGCCAAGUAAAGAGACGGAGGCUGCGGACAGGUCUCGGACAUGGCGGCGAAGGGAUCCGGAGGGAAAGGCACGGAACGAUUCAGAGAUAAUAUACCGAUGUACUGAAUUACGCGGCCGGCUACCGAAUCAUUUUGACCCACAUCCGUGAAUCGUCGUCGCCUCGAGGCCGGAGAUCCUAUCAGGCGCCUUUUUCUCGGCGUUGCUUUAUCGAAAUCUGUCGUGUUACUCGUUUUCAGAAUGGCGAUAAAUAAUCUGCCGAACGAGUCAGAAGAGAAAAAACUCAUGCCAUAUUUUUUCAUAAUUACAUAUGUUAGUCAGAGACAAAGAACCUUCUGUAUAGCUGCACUUAUGUAAAAAGUAAAAAUUGUACAGAAAACUUGGAUAUGAAACACGGCUAAAAAUAUUUACUCCUCUGUAUUUCGAAUUUAUUGCAGAUAAUUCUUUUUUAUAAAUUAUUUUAGAAGAAAAAAACUUUAUUAACAAUUUUAGCUAUUUAUUAAUUGAGUAUUUGAUACUCACUUGUCAAUUUAAUAUGUAGUAUUUGAGAUAUAAUACUACAUAUUAAAUUGACAUAAAUAAAAUCAAAUAAAUUGCUAGAAGAUGGUAAACAACAAAUCUAUUCGUGUGCUAAUGCAAAUUAGAUUAAAUAAUAAAUAUUAAAUAUUAAAUAGAAUAUUGAAAAGAUUUUUAGAAUAAGGCAGAAUGGCAAAAAUUAGAGUGCAAAUUUACUUUAUUUUAUUUCUAAUCUUAGAUCAUAAUUUAUCUUUAAUCCGUACUAAAUUUUAAGCGAAAGCUUAAUCACAAAAUUAUUCAAUUAAAAAUAUGUUUCCAUAAAAAAGUAUUUACAAUUUUCUUUUGUAUAUAUGGAGAUAAUCUUCAUUUAUGGAAACGGUCUUCAUUUAUAUUUGCUUCGUGUAUACCUAGCUUCCUUUAUGCAAAGCAUUCAAUGUACACCACAAUAACUUAUCAUGAUAAUUCUACCGGAGCUUGCCACGAGACCUAUUUUCUGGCGCUAUUGGGUCGCAACAGUCAACGAGAAGAUAAGCUGUCCAAUUUAUAUUCAGGCUAUGUCCGCGAUUAUAAUUUGUAUUUUCGACCUAAAUAGUUUUCAAACCGAUAGACAACAGAAAAAUAUGACAAUAAUUAUUGACGCCACUGAUCGAGAACCAAAACUAACGUUAACAUAAUACUAAAGAAUAUAAUACGUACCAAAGAAGUCGAAUUGAAGAAAAACUGAGAAAAAAAGACAGAAACGUCCACAUUCCGGAGCUGCGCGACUCUUACACAAACCCCCUAAGAUAAACUUCGUAUUUGCAUAUCUAAUGUCUAAAAAAGUUCCGCUAGUGAGCGUGCUAUGGAUAAGGGUUUCGUAUAUAAGGAAAGGAAAGGAAUCUUGCAGUGUCAGACUAACAAUGAGCAGUGCUCUAUUCAGAACAGACGCAAUGGUUUCAACACAAAUAAUCUUAUUAUUCGCAGCAUUCGGUCUUGGUUCGGGAUUAUCAGCCAAAAGUCACCGUGGGUCUCAUGGUCAUUCCAUACCGCCUAAGCCACGGUUCGAUGGAGUUUUCGACAGUGAGCAUAAUCACGAGGAAAUUGCUAAUAGCAUAAAAUACUGGAGUCCGAAUGAUCUACAAAAUGUUUGGGAAUUGAGCGGUUUACAUGAAGGUGAUAUAAUGAUUCAUCCGGAUAGUCCAUCGUGGAAAAAUGGUCUUCUAGACGCUUCAACACGAUGGCCUGGCGGUGUCGUGCCUUAUUUCAUACAAGAAGAUGAUUUUGAUAGGGACCAAAUUGAAUUAAUCAAAGAAGCUAUGCAAGAGUAUCAUGAAAAAACUUGUUUGCGUUUUCGACCUUACAAAGAUACAGACGAUGAUUACGUGACAAUACAAUCGAAAAAGUCAGGAUGCUGGUCCUUGGUAGGUCGUCAUGGUCACGGGCAGGUUUUAAAUCUACAGAAUCCAGGAUGUGUUCAUCAUGGUGUUAUUGUUCAUGAGCUUAUGCAUGCCUUGGGUUUUUAUCAUCAACAGAGUGCCGCCGAUCGAGAUGAAUGGGUUACCAUACAUUGGGAGAACAUCAAAUCGGGUAAGGAGCAUAACUUCAAUAAGUAUAACAAUCGUACUGUCACCGAUUAUGGUAUCGGCUAUGAUUAUAAGAGUGUCAUGCACUACAGCUCCCACGCGUUUUCUAGGAAUGGAGAACCUACUAUUACGCCGAAGGUAAUAAUCACGCGCAAUUGCAAUAUUCGUAUUGAUUUCGAUGUUUAUGCUAUUUCGUAGAAAGACAAGGUGCAACUUGGUCAGCGAGAUGGACUCAGUAAAAAGGACGUAGCCAAAGUACAAGCAAUGUAUAAAGAGCAAUGUGGCGAUCGUGAACCAGAAGGAAAC